This is a messenger RNA of Trichophyton rubrum CBS 118892, 531 nucleotides long. RefSeq lists its product as uncharacterized. The transcript has 3 exons. The coding region runs from base 1 to 531 and encodes 176 amino acids. NCBI's taxonomy places the organism in Eukaryota, Fungi, Ascomycota, Eurotiomycetes, Onygenales, Arthrodermataceae. The record is from RefSeq and is a predicted model, not a curated record. Gene Ontology annotation, molecular function: small ribosomal subunit rRNA binding. Gene Ontology annotation, cellular component: nucleolus; small-subunit processome.
AUGAGGGCGAAACGAUCGAAGAAGUACCAGAAGCUCAUGCGCCAGUAUGAACUCACGUUUGGGUUCCGCGCGCCAUAUCAAGUCCUAGUGGACUCUCAUUUCCUUCAGUCAGUGUAUAAUUUUAAGAUGGACCUUGUACCUGCCUUGGAACGUACGGUACAAGGCAAAGUGAAGCCAUUUAUUACAAAAUGCACUUUAGCGGCUAUAAUGGCUUCUCAAUCACUGCGGAAAGACACUGACCAUGCUCAGCGUCAAUUGCGACCUCCACAGCUCCCUCCUCCAACCACACUACCACUCCGAUACUGCUCACACAACGAAGACAGCACGCCUGUUGACGAAGAAGAAUGCCUUUUGUCCCUACUAUCACCUAACCCUGAUGCGAAGAAGAAUAAGGAGCAUUUUAUAUUGGCUACAGCUGAUCCAGCGCCGGAGACAACUACACAGCCAGACCAGAAGCGCAAACUGCCUCAUUGGAUGCAGGCGCAGGAAGGACUACAACAGCAAGGGAACGAGGGCAGAGAUAUAACCUGA